Molecule: messenger RNA, 3005 nt
Organism: Peromyscus maniculatus bairdii (prairie deer mouse)
Lineage: Eukaryota; Metazoa; Chordata; Mammalia; Rodentia; Cricetidae
Gene: Ddx31
Product: DEAD-box helicase 31
Molecular function (GO): RNA helicase activity; nucleic acid binding; ATP binding
Source: RefSeq, a predicted model, not a curated record
AGUGGGAACUCCGGGGAAGUCCUUUUGCUAGACACUGGGUGCUAGGCCCGACGGAAGAAUGAGUCUCGUGUAGGUGACUGAGAUGCUGAGAAGACCAGCGUGGCGGCUGAGGAAGACCCCGCCAGGUGGGCGGUGCGCGGCCUCUUCCGGUUUCUGAGGCGUUCGGGCCUCUUGGCUCCGGUCGGUGCGCGCGCUGCCGCGGCUCCCGGACCCGGAAGGGGCGGCGGCGGCGGCGGCGGCCCAGGAAUAGCUGCAAACUACUUCAUCGUCCACGUGCUGCUCGGGCUUCUGGCUUGGUCCGCAUCUCCGCGCCCGGGCCAUGGCUACCGCCUGCAGCUCGCUCCCAGACCCGCCUCCCAGGACGUACUUCGGACGCCGCCAGGCUCAGACGAGGCGGCAAACAGAGGCUACCAAGAGAAAGCACCAAGUGUCCAGUGAUGCUCCACCAACAAAACGGAGGAAGGAAGCAUCCUCUCUUUCAGCCAAGAAAACCAGUGAUAAAGAAACUCCAAGAACAUUUAAGGGAGGUGCGCACAAAACGUUUCCUCCAAAGAAGUCCUUGAACAGUAUAGGCAAUGGAAGACAAGAGAGGCCAUGCAUCAAGACUUCGUCUCUGUUUAAAAACAAUCCUGAGAUCCCAGAACUCCGCAGAGCUGUAGUGAAGCAGGCUCGAGAGCAAGUGUUCUCUCCAGAAGCUUUCCAGGAGCUGGACCUCCACCCACACCUAAUAUCCACAAUAAAUACAGUCUUAAAAAUGUCAACUAUGACCAGUGUUCAGAAGCAGAGUAUCCCAGUGCUGCUGGAAGGCAGAGAUGCCCUUCUGCGGUCCCAGACGGGCUCAGGUAAAACUCUUGCCUAUUGCAUCCCUGUGGUCCAGUCCCUUCAAGCACUGACAUCAAAAAUACAGCGCAGUGACGGCCCCUAUGCUUUGGUCCUAGUGCCCACCAGAGAGCUGGCUCUGCAAAGCUUUGACACCAUCCAGAAGCUGCUCAAGCCAUUCACCUGGAUUGUUCCUGGAGUGUUGAUGGGCGGAGAGAAGAGGAAAUCAGAAAAGGCUAGACUCCGCAAAGGCAUAAAUAUCCUUAUCUCAACUCCUGGGCGCCUCGUGGAUCAUAUAAAAUCCACGAAGAACAUUCACUUUAGUCGAAUACGGUGGCUGGUUGUGGAUGAAGCAGACAGGAUAUUGGAUUUGGGUUUUGAGAAGGACAUCACAGUGAUUCUGAAUGCUGUAAAUGCUGAGUGUCAGAAACGGCAGAAUGUCUUGCUGUCAGCGACACUCACAGAAGGUGUAACACGGCUAGCUGAUAUCAGUUUGCACAAUCCAGUCAGUAUCUCUGUCUUGGACAAAAUCUGGGACCAGCCCAACCCGAAGGAAGUUGCUAAUACCCAGCUGGACAGCUUUGCCAUACCAGAGAGUCUUGACCAGCAUGUGGUGCUGGUUCCCAGCAAGCUGCGCCUUGUCUUCCUUGCAGCCUUCAUCCUGCAGAAGUGCAAGUUUGAGAAGGACCAGAAGAUGAUUGUCUUUUUCUCAAGUUGUGAGCUGGUGGAGUUCCACUACAGCCUCUUCCUUCACACCCUGUCUUGCCGCUCAGGGGCCCCCACUUCAGAGCAGCUACCAUCUGCUUCCUGGCCACUGAAAUUCCUUCGGCUGCACGGCAACAUGGAACAGGAGGAAAGAACCUCCGUGUUUCACGAGUUCUCACAUUCUGGAACGGGAGUCCUGCUCUGCACGGAUGUUGCAGCUCGAGGCUUAGAUCUCCCACAAGUCACCUGGAUUGUUCAGUACAGUGCUCCAUCUUCACCUGCAGAAUACAUUCACCGGAUUGGAAGAACUGCCCGGAUUGGCUGUCAUGGGAGCAGCUUGCUCAUUUUGGCUCCUUCAGAGGCAGAAUAUGUCAACUCGUUGGCUUCUCACAAAAUCAAUGUUUCUGAGAUUAAGAUGGAAGAUAUUUUGGCUGUCCUGACAAAGGAUGCUUGUUUUAAAAGGAGACAGAGGGGAGCCCAGGAGCGUUUACCUGUCUCGGGCUGCCGUGGCACUGCGAACUCUGCCCCAUUCCGUCUCCAGUUUAAAUUUAGACUGUCCUCCCCACAACCAAAAAUCACCUCAUUCAUUCUCGGGAGGGGCAGUCUGAAAGUAUUUCUGGAAUUGGGGAAAUCCCAUGCCAGUGGCCCCCAGGAAAUCCGAGAACGAGCCACAGUAUUGCAGACAGUAUUUGAAGAUUAUGUGCACUCCAGUGAGAGGAUGGUCUCCUGGGCAAAGAAAGCUCUGCAGUCCUUCAUCCGAGCCUAUGCCACCUACCCUAGGGAGCUGAAGCCUAUCUUCCAUGUCAGGUCGCUACACCUUGGGCAUGUGGCUAAGAGCUUUGGGCUAAGAGAUGCUCCUAGAAACCUCAGUGUCUCCGCUGUGAAGAAGAAGGCAAGCUUGAAAAGGCCUGACCCUCGGAGGAAGAUCCGGAAUAAGCACCACCUUGUGCUCGCUGAAGUCCUGCACUCCGAAUACUCAAGUGGGCUGGAGGCUGGCGGCUCCAAGGGUGGCAAGCAAGGCAAACAGCGGGGCUUUCAGGUGGUACCCAGCAAGGCCAGGCCGCGGAGAGAAUGAAGCUGCUCCUACAUCCAGAAGCUCACCACCAACCAGCCAGCUUCUUUUGGUUUUUAAUCUCUCUACAGGACCAGGUCAGGGUAGAUCGACAGGCCCUGUGGCUUUAGAUUGAUGUCCUGUUCUUAUCAGGGAAACUUCAUGAACACAGACCUGUUGGAGGAGGAGCCCUGAUGGAAACCAGCAGGCAGGAGCCAGUGCUAGACAGUCACCUGCCUUUGCUCUGGCCUCUUGCAAGAUUGUGCACAGGGACAGCAAAACAUCCUGUGUAUCAGCCUGGAAGAGUGUGGCUCCUGGCGAGCUCGCCAGAUGAAGCUGCCACACAUGUAUUGCAUGAGUGUUAUCAGAUGGAAUGUUAAAAACUGGAACUGAACUUGUACAAAAGGAUAAAGUGUUUGUUGAAUAGCUA